CGCAGGUAGGGCUCAUCUUGAGUUCUAUCAAUUGGUAUCAGAGCCCGGUUCUUGUGUUCGUGAGCAAACGAAGAACGAAGAUCGAGAUGGUGUUAACGAAGUCUAUACAAGCAGCUAAGAAGGCAGCCAAGGCGGCGCAGGAGCUGGCCGGGAUCGCGACCACAACGGGGCUGCCGGUGACCAACCAGGAGGCGCCGACGGGGGCUCAACCCGUGGCCAAGGCUCCGCAAGGGCGGCCACCUAUCCCUGCUCCGCGAGGUCCGGUGGAUGGCGAGCUGGAGGACCUGACUGAACAGGAGGCGGCGCAACACCGCCUCGACGCCCUCGUGGAUCUGGUAGCGAGUGAACGACAGGAGAGGCUGGAGGAGUCACGGUGGGUGUGGAACCGACUCGAUGCUCUCCACGACAUGAUGGUGGAGAUGCGGGGUGGGUUGGCGGCGCGCGUGGAGGCCGCGGCUCUCUUCGGCGGCGGCGAAAUCGGCGCGGGCAGCAGCGCCGGGACGGUCGACGGGGAGCGACGGCGCGGCGGCGAUGGCCGCGGUGGGCGCGGCGAUGGCGGUGGCCGCGCCAAUGGUGGUGAUGGGGGUAGCGCCGGUGGUGAGUGGCGCGGGAGACCAGGCGGCAGGCCGGGGGCGUUCAGGCCACGGCACGCUAGGUCAGGGUGGCGGGCCUGGUCUGCUGCCUACACCGUCGGCCCAGGAGCUGGCAGGCCGGAGAGGGAAGGGCAAGAUGCCCGGCUAUAACACGGAAGGCCCACCGGAGAUUGUUGGGCCUACGAUGCUGGAUCAGAUCGCAAGAAGCAACAAUGGGCCGGGAUGGGUGGACUCGGGGGACGAGCCCGAGGAGGGCGAGUUCAGUCUGAUGGGCCGUUCGGCGCAGUGGGCCGACUCCGGGGUGGCGGACCGAGCCGAGUAGCUGAACCGGUCGGGCGAUCCGGGACCGGGUGGACCAUGACUGGUCGGGCCAGCAGUGGUCAGCCCAAAUGAGGUCGGACCGGGUCCAGUUGGGCCAGUAGUGGUCGGCCAGAGGUGGGUCGGACCGGGCAUCGACCAAACCCAACCAGCCAGCCGACCAGGGGAGCGGACAGCUUCGGCCUGUUGGAGAGCCCCGUAUGGGCCGCACGAGACGCCGGGAGGAUAUCCGGACCAGCAAGGAGGCUACCCGGGGCACUAUGGCUCGGGUAAUCCGAGCAGAGGGUGGCCGCACCUACAGGGAGGCUACCAGGGGUACUAUGGCCUAGGAAUUCCGAGCAGGGGGCAUGGAUUCUCACAGGGGAAGCCUUGGAGGGUCCUGGGCAAUGACAGGUAUGGAUCGUGCUAUCCUAGUUAUGAGGGUGUUGAUGGGAUAGUCUUUCGUGCUAAGCUUCCUACCAUUGAGUUUCCAAAAUUCAAUGGGCAAGAGGAUGCAGGUCUCUGGUUAUAUGCAGCUGAGAGGUGGUUUCAGAACCACCCAAUUCCGGAGGAACGGAAGGCCUACAUGGCAUCCUUCUAUUUAGAAGGAGAUGCGCUCCAGUGGUGGGAGUGGAUGGAGCGAUCGUAUACGGCUGCUGAGACUGUGAUCACCUAAGCCAUGUUCCAAGAGGAGCUCCGUUACAUGUUCGGGAAAUCUGAAGGAUGGGCUCCGGAGCAGCUUGCAAAGACUAUGCUGAGGACGUCGGAAAUGGCGAGGAGGAGACCCAGUAAGCUAGAGGAACAACCUUGGGGACAAGGUUGUUUUUCGAAGGAAGCGAGGAUGAUAGAAACUUGAAUUUUAGUACUUUGAUUAUUUGUCGGUUUAUUAUUAUUCGGAUUAUUGGGACUAUUCGGGAAUAAUUGAUAGAUCGGGUA
Messenger RNA from Linum trigynum, 1826 nucleotides. The record is from the annotation of a GenBank genome assembly. Lineage: Eukaryota; Viridiplantae; Streptophyta; Magnoliopsida; Malpighiales; Linaceae.